AUGUUCGGACGAUCGGUCCGCACAGUUUCGUCAAUGCUACUACCGCAACACAACUGUACAUCAGCAGCAGAACCGAAAGCAGAUGAGCAAAACAAGCGUUUCAACAAGAAGCAUGGAGCGAUUUCGAGGCAGUUUGUUCCGGGUGAUGCUGUAUAUGCUCAAGUCCAUCAAGCAAAUUCCUGGAAAUGGCAGGCUGCCACAGUAAUCGAGCGUGUCGGAAAAGUCAACUACAACGUUUUCCUGCAGGAUAAUCAGUGGCUCAUCCGUUCUCAUGCCAAUCAAUUGAAGCAACGUGCGGUCGAAUCUGGUCCAGAUCUUAGUCCAAGCCAAGGUCCUAGUCUGUUAUCGGUAUUCUUCGACGGUUUUGGCCUAGACGUACCAUCCGUUUCAGCAGCAAUACCGGCUGCAGUGCCCGACGAACUUGGUCCAGUUGAUGAAGAGCUUGGAAGUGAUGAGGCGGAGUAUUUUUCGGAUGAUAGUGAGGCAGACAAUCCACCACAGCAAGAUCCAGUACCAGUUCCGCCAGCAACAAGGGAACGCCGGCAGACUCGUUUACCAGCUAGAUUCGAGGAGUACUGGAUGAAUUAA
Messenger RNA from Ochlerotatus camptorhynchus, 588 nucleotides. RefSeq lists its product as uncharacterized. The transcript has a single exon. The record is from RefSeq and is a predicted model, not a curated record. Bases 1 to 588 code for a protein of 195 amino acids. NCBI's taxonomy places the organism in Eukaryota, Metazoa, Arthropoda, Insecta, Diptera, Culicidae.